CAACAAAGCCUGGUUGGAUUGGUUUUGUCAACUCAAAACUAAUCCUGCAACCCUGAGUUUGUUCAACUACCAUCAUGGUACAGGCCCCAGGACCCACAUCAUGUUUGUCAGGCAUUUUGGGAGACACAACAGGAGGAUGAAAUGACGUUUUUGCUCAGUCGACAGCAACCAAUCAGAUGAGGCCAAUUGCGCUCGCGGCCUCGCGCGGCGAUCUACCUGUGACUGUAAACAAUGAACAACACAGUAGCAAAUUCUCGAGCCGCCAUGUCUGCAUCUAAAUACACCUUGCAGUGUAAUUCGCCUCAAUGCCGGGUAAAGCUGAGUGGGUUCGCGUGGGUCACGGCCUGCUCUCAUGUGUUCUGUGAUCAACACGGCUCGGAACAGUUCAGUCGAACACCUUCAGUUUGUCCCACUUGCUCCACCAUGCUUUCAGGAAAACUAGACGUGCUGAGAACAGAGCUGGCUCCAUCAGAACAAUACAAGGCUAUGAUUUUGAUCGGACUGCAGCCUGAAACGGUUUUGGAGAUCUGUCAUAAAGCACUAGUCUUUUGGACCUACCAGGUAAACCAGGAGAGGUUGCUGAUGGAGUACAAUAUGUCCAGGGCUGGGGGACAAGUGCUCCAAAUGGAGAAGUUUAUGAUCCAGCAGAACAAGAGCAGAGAGCUCGAGUUAAAUACAUUAAGAGUGGAGAUCGCAACACUGAAAAAGGGGCUGGAGGAAUACAAGCAGAAGUACAAUGAGGUUUUGGAGCGACUGAAUGAACGGAACAGGCAAUAUCAGAAGCUGCAGGGACUUCUCGACUCGCUUCGUAUGCACACUCUGGGAAUAGGAGAGAAAGAUCCCACACCCCACACUUUCACUACAGGGUUGGUCAAACAACACUCUCCCCAUAGUCCUUUAUUCCUGAGACCAGAAGGUGACAGGUUUUUCUCUUUGGGACCAGACAAUUCUCAAAGUUUCUUCCAGUUCAGUUCACCCACCCGUGACAGAACCCACUCUUUCAUCAAGAAAAACUGAGGUCACCAGGAGCUGCAUCAGCCUUUUUUCCCAUUUAUGAAUUCUGAUUCCAGUUCUGACGGCCAAGUAUGUUUGUUUCGGUUUAGUUUUUCAUGUUAUUUAUUGAUAAAGCUGUUGCUCAGAGUUUGGAGAUGGUCGUAAAUACUCCCAACAUGUUACUUUCUACUAAUUUAAAUGAUUUCAGUGUAGAAAAAAACUCAAUUAAAAUAUAUGUGAAAACCC
Messenger RNA from Pimephales promelas (fathead minnow), 1239 nucleotides. It is a transcript of the gene ccnb1ip1, whose product is annotated as cyclin B1 interacting protein 1. Gene Ontology annotation, molecular function: ubiquitin protein ligase activity. The record is from RefSeq and is a predicted model, not a curated record. NCBI's taxonomy places the organism in Eukaryota, Metazoa, Chordata, Actinopteri, Cypriniformes, Leuciscidae. Gene Ontology annotation, biological process: reciprocal meiotic recombination. Gene Ontology annotation, cellular component: synaptonemal complex.